CAGGAAGGCUCCAGGGCUGUGAAUUGGGCACAAGUGGAGCUUAGAGCGUAUUAAUGCACUUUACAAUUGCGAAUACGCAGUCUCUCCGCAGAAGCUGAGCCUCUGUUUACGCCUUAUAUCAGCUCGUGCCUCGUGUCACUUCUCGGGCCCCUCUGUUGGCAACUACAUCCCUCCUUCUCCACCCCUCCACAACUACUACACCUCACUAUGGCAUACAACAAAGGCUUCAACCCGGACAGGCUGCCCGCGCAUGCGGAGCCAGAGCAGGCCGCGCAAAUGAUGUCUCAAUCCUCCCGUCCUCCUCGAACCUCCAGCGCCAGACCCGACUACAACAAACCGCCGCCGCCUGUUCCCAGCUCACAGCAGUCGUACCGCCCUGAAGAGCGCUACGGCGGUCGCCCUGUAAGCUACGACAGCAGGCCUCCUCCUGGCGCAUACAACGACCGCUACGACUCACGCUACACCGACUCACGCUACAACGACUCACGGCCCAGCGUUGGGAGCCCGCCGCCUGCGAACUAUGGACAUGGACCGCCGCCGCAGAGUUAUCAUGGUCGGCCGCCGAUAAGUCAGCAGCAGAGGCCGCCGCCUACGCCUGCGCCGCCCAGGGACGCGAACGAUAGGGAUGCGCUGUGGAGGCUGUUUGGGGCUGUGGACAAGGAUGGCAGUGGGAGUCUGACUGAGGCUGAACUGAGGACUGCGCUUGUGAAUGGUGACUGGAGUCCUUUUGAUCCGCAUACUGUGCGCAUGAUGAUCAGAAUGUUUGAUACUGAUCGCUCUGGCUCUGUGAACUUUGACGAGUUCUGCGGGCUAUGGGGCUUCCUCUCCGCAUGGCGCGGGCUCUUCGAUCGCUUCGACGCCGACCACAGCGGAUCCAUCUCCUACGUGGAAUUCAACGAAGCCCUGGUCGCUUUUGGAUACCGCCUGUCACAGCAAUUUGUUACGCUCCUGUACCGCACAUACGACCGUGGCGGCCAGAACGCGAUGAGUUUCGAUUUGUUCGUGCAGGCGUGUAUCAGUCUUAAGAGGAUGACAGACGUGUUCAAGAAGUAUGAUGAGGAUCGUGAUGGGUACAUCACGCUGAGCUUCGAGGAGUUCCUGACAGAAAUCAUCCGUCAACGUUGAGCGAACGAACAGCACCUGGAUUGGCAGACCACCGCUUCAGGAGUUUUUGGAAAGCGUGCUGGAAGCCUCGGAAACCCGACUGUCAAACGGUUGUCAAAUCCGGAAGAGAUGGGAU
Messenger RNA from Macroventuria anomochaeta, 1240 nucleotides. RefSeq names its product EF-hand. The transcript has 6 exons. The record is from RefSeq and is a predicted model, not a curated record. Gene Ontology annotation, molecular function: calcium ion binding. Lineage: Eukaryota; Fungi; Ascomycota; Dothideomycetes; Pleosporales; Didymellaceae. The coding region runs from base 208 to 1125 and encodes 305 amino acids.